AUGACUCGGAAAUUCAGUUCUGAGGUCAUACACAUGCAACUGAGGGACAGACGAUCUGUCCAGUCAUUCGUUCAGCUGCAGCUCAGUGCGGAAAGCGUGGGGGAGGUGUAUAUAAAGAGUACCGAGACUGGCCAGUACUUGGCCAUGGACACCGAUGGGCUUUUGUACGGCUCACAGACACCAAAUGAGGAAUGUUUGUUCUUGGAAAGGCUGGAGGAAAACCAUUACAACACCUACACCUCCAAGAAGCACGCCGAAAAGAAUUGGUUUGUUGGUCUCAAAAAGAACGGAAGCUGCAAACGCGGUCCUCGGACUCACUAUGGCCAGAAAGCAAUUCUGUUUCUCCCCCUGCCAGUCUCCUCUGAUUAAAGAAAUCUUUUCUGGGUGCCGACCACUUCAGAGGAGGCUGAGGGGUCCUCACCCAGUUGACCCCAGAUUGUUCCCUUGACCAUUGGCUGCACUAACCCCCGGCCCACAGAGCCUGAAUUUGUAAGCAAUGCACUUCUAAAUGCCCAAUUCACUUUUUUUUUGCAGAACCUCUUACCCCAGCACAGUUUGGAACAGAGGGAUCAAAUUGCUUCUAGGGGCCAACAGGCUGGUCAGUCUGGGUGUGUGGCAUGUCCAGUUGCCUCCGGGCACCUGCUGUAGGCUAAGCCUCUCAAUGCAAAGGUGUGGCCAAAUGAAGUGUGUUCAGGGGGCUGCCAUGUGAGUCAUCAGUAACUGCAUACAGUUCCAUCUACUGAGUAAACUCUGUCUGUGAUUCCCCCAAACAUCUGGCAUGAUGCCCUUUUGUCCUUUCAAUUCCCCACAUGUAUUAGCAGAGAAGCUUAUGGCUAGGUUAGGGGAAGGUAGUGUUCCAGGGGUAGAAACUGGGAUGAAGAAAUCAACCUCUCACCCCCCACCCCCCAAGAAGAGAAGGGACUAAAAUGGCAAGGGGAGAUUGGGUUCUGGUGGACAGCUCAGAAGGAUGGGCUCUCAAUGCAGAAUAAACAAAGGAUGGGAGGCUUAGCCGCAAGAAAGGAUAAAUGCAUAGCUUCAGAAGUCCUUAGGAUGCCUCGACUUUCCCAAGAUUAUUAGGCAGCAGGAAGCCCCAGGAUGAUGUCUAAUGGGCAGCAUCAGAAGUGGGCUCUUGGAUAAAAGCAAAAACAUCCAAUGUUGGUAAAUUCAUUUGGGUCUGGGGUGUGGCAGUGCUGAGAAAGAAAGGAAACAUGGGCUGAGGGGACGGCUUUUCUUGAAAGAGGUAGAUGCCAGAAGUGAGGAGGAAAGAGAAAACAGAGGAUCUGGGGUCCCAGGCAGUGCUUACAAAUCACAAGCAGAUCGGGUUCGAGUGUAGAUUCCGGUGCAGUGGGUCUGGAGUGCGGUCUGUGUAUUUCUAACAUGCCCCGGGUGCUGCAGGUGCUGCUGCCCUCCCCCCGCCCCAAUUUAAGUAGCAAAGUCCUGAAGAAUGCAGUACAAAGGAAGAUGGCUCAAGCCCCUGAUCCUCUCUCGCCUCACCCCUAGAAACGUACACACCACGAAUCUUCCUGAGCGUUCAGGCACCAUCCGCAGCAGUGAUGCUGGUGUGAAGGAACAAGGACUUAAGGCGCUUUGGCCCAGUGCCUAUAAAAUACCCAUUUAGAAGAUAUACAAAAGCAUACUUCAAAAAUGUUAAACCCUCACCAACAGCUUUUCUCAAGAGACCAUUUGUGUUACGAUUACUUGUAUAAAUAUGCUUCCUGCUUAAAGUAAACUUGACCCAAGUGGCUAGCAAAUUAGAAACACCAUUCAUCUCUGACAUAUGAUACUGUUGCCAUGUAAAGGCCCUUAAUAAGCCAUUUACAUUUACUGUGAGACUGUAUGUUUUAAUCACAUUUAAAAAUAUAGAGCUCAAAGGCAGUUAACUGAUUAGCAUUCAGCCGCUGAGAAUAGUAAUAGGCUAUGAUGUAUAAGCUCUUCAAUUAUCUACUACUUAUACUAUAUUUACCUAUAAAAAGAGAUUGUACUUCAUUUUCCAUUGUGCUAUUACAAAUUUUCCUUUGAAAGCACGGACUCUGAAGCAAAGAUAUGAUAACUGUGGAUAAAAACUGUUGAGAAUAUCAGCUCAUGCUAUAAGGAACUGACAUGACUAAUUGAAAAAUAAUUCCUUACUAAUUGAGUUGUCAUGUUUACGAUGGGGAAAAAAAGACAAUUUGUGAAAGUUCAAAGCAACGGUACAACUGAGGAACUGAACUAAGUUCACACUAUGGUUGAUAAUACCAUUCUGCAUUUGUGCAGAAAAAUGAUUUCAGAACUUUUUGUUUUUUGUAACUUGGAUAAGACAAUGCUAUUUUAUUUUAGUAAAUGCUUACAGGCAAGUUGGGGAUCGUGCAGUGUGGUUUAACAUCUCCUUACUCUGAAGAUCUAGCAGAAAAGGGUACCCAGAGAGGAAAUCUAAGAUAUUUAUAAUGGUCCAUAAUUUUUAGUGUAUGAAUGAAAUUCAAAUAUAACACUGGCCAAGAAAAAUUAACUGUUGCUAACAGAUGAGACGGAAGUCUGUGGUUUCAGAGAUCCAAAGCAGUUAGAAGAAACACUACCGUGGCCUCCACAGCCUCCGCCUGAUUAUUCAUGCAUUCAUUCGUGAAUAUUUAUUUAGUGCCUACUGUCUGCCAGGCACUGUCCUGGGUACCAGGGCCCCUGGAAACCUUGUCUGUCUGGUUCGCUGCUGUAUUCUCUCCCAGGGCAUUAUAUUUAUAAUGAAAGAUGUUGUGGAUUCAUUUACUUCAGUCAAGUAAAAACGGAGACUGUGUAGGUUCCUGCUGAAUAAACAGCAAGUCCCAGAAACCCAGAUUCUGGAAGAAUUAGCAACACCCAGUGUAAGAUAAACCUAUCAAGGUGUCAGAGGACAUGGCAAGGUAAACCUAGUAUUUUCAACCGUAGAACCAUGUCCGCUUCAGGGGGACCUCUUUCAAAUUGGGAAAAAAGCCUGUCAGAUCUUGUAAGAGGGGAGUAGUGGGCAGAUCCCCCGCCAUCGGGAACAUGCUCUAGUUCCUUAAACGUGGAGCGUUCCUGUUGCGCUCUCUCCCUUGAGUAAGUCAUGCAGCCAUCUGCUUGUCACAUGCCUCUCGUUCGGAUUCAUUUUCAGGCCAACUGUUAAGAAUUGCCUGACAUUCUGUACAAAGCAUCAGGAGCAUUUAUGCUUUUUGUUUUCAAUUUAUUGUUUUCAACGCGGAGGUGGAGGUGGUUAGUGAUCUGUUUCCUUGGAAGGGAUGAUAGUUAGAGCCUCCUCUGGCCAACAGUGGGUACUCAUCGAGAACUGACUAGAGCAUCAAGUGUUCCUGAAGAUAAAGGUCCUUGCUUUGUAUCAGAAGCAACGGAGCCCGACUGCUCGGCCUUGGGGAACAUACUGCCUAAAGCAACCGAGCCUGCGGGCUGUGAAGCAGACCUCUGAUGAAGAAGACAUCUGUCAUUUUACAUCAGUGUCUCCCCCCCCCCUUUUUUUUUUUGGCACCUUACAAGUAUUAAUAAAUGUUCCACUAAAAGGUGA
Leptonychotes weddellii (Weddell seal) is the source of this 3502-nucleotide messenger RNA. NCBI's taxonomy places the organism in Eukaryota, Metazoa, Chordata, Mammalia, Carnivora, Phocidae. The record is from RefSeq and is a predicted model, not a curated record.